Dioscorea cayenensis subsp. rotundata (Guinea yam) is the source of this 2938-nucleotide messenger RNA. RefSeq names its product subtilisin-like protease SBT2.5. The coding region runs from base 284 to 2740 and encodes 818 amino acids. The transcript has 11 exons. Lineage: Eukaryota; Viridiplantae; Streptophyta; Magnoliopsida; Dioscoreales; Dioscoreaceae. The record is from RefSeq and is a predicted model, not a curated record. Gene Ontology annotation, biological process: proteolysis. Gene Ontology annotation, molecular function: serine-type endopeptidase activity.
CUUUUCGCUUCAGUGGCAUUUCUGUAAUUAUAAGCUCCUCAAAUGCUCUUCAAUGGAGUAAAUGCGAGCACUUCUCCCCUUUUCCAAACCCUAACCCUAGAUUCUCUCUGUUUCUCAGUUCCUUUUGCUUUGAUUCCAGCUUUUGCCUUGAUGGCUUGAGGUCCUUGAUGCCAUCUUGGAUUCCUUGCUUCGAUUCCGCGUGUCUGGAAACUCUAGAUUCGUUAGUGUUUUCAAAAGGCCGUGCUGAUUGAUAUUCCUUGAUUUGAAUGUAAGCUGCUUAGACAUGAAGCUGAAACUGAAGGAACUUGUAUGCGUGCUCUUUGCAUUGCCAAUUCUUGUUUUGGGGCAUGGGGAUAUCUACCUUGUGACCAUUGAAGGAGAUCCUGUAGUGAGUUACAGUGGCGGUGUUGAGGGUUUUGCUGCAACAGCUGCUGAUCUAGCAGAGGAAUUGGACAUCACGAGUGAGUCUGUCACAUCAUAUUCCCUUCACCUAGAGAAACGACAUGAUGAACUACUUGACUCGCUUUUUGAAGUUGGAACCUACAAGAAGCUGUAUAGUUAUCGGCAUCUUAUCAAUGGGUUUGCAGUUCACAUGUCUGCUGAACAGGCAGAAGCCCUUAGCAGAGCUCCGGGGGUUAAAUAUGUGGAGAAAGAUAUGAAAGUCAAGAAAUUGACUACUCAUACUCCAAAAUUUUUGGGCUUACCCACAGAAGUUUGGCCAACAGGAGGUGGAUUUGACAGGGCAGGAGAGGACAUUGUGAUUGGGUUUGUGGAUUCAGGAAUUUAUCCAAAGCACCCGAGCUUUUCCACACACCACACUGAACCAUAUGGACCUCUUCCUCGUUACAGAGGGAAGUGCGAGUUAGAUGUGAACACCAAUAGGGACUUCUGUAAUGGAAAAAUUAUUGGAGCCCAGCAUUUUGCAAAAGCUGCAAUUGCUGCUGGUGCAUUCAAUCCUGCUGUUGAGUUUGCAUCUCCAUUGGAUGGCGAUGGGCAUGGAACUCAUACAGCAGCGAUUGCUGCUGGGAACAAUGGAAUCCCGGUAAAAUUGCAUGGGCAUGAAUUUGGUAAAGCAAGUGGUAUGGCUCCUCGUGCCAGGAUUGCUGUAUAUAAGGUUCUUUACAGACUCUUUGGGGGAUUUGUGUCAGAUGUGGUGGCAGCUAUUGAACAGGCAGUCCGGGAUGGUGUUGAUAUUCUCAAUCUUUCAGUAGGACCAAACAGUCCAUCAACAAACACGAAAACUACUUUUUUGAACCCUUUUGAUGCUGCUCUUCUUUCAGCUGUAAAAGCAGGAGUCUUUGUUGCUCAGGCAGCUGGAAAUGGAGGUCCAUUUCCAAAAACCUUGGUGUCCUUCAGCCCAUGGAUUGCAUCUGUUGCUGCUGCAGUUGAUGACCGUAGAUACAGGAACCAUAUAACUUUAGGAAAUGGGAAGAUCCUUCCAGGACUUGGAUUGUCACCUUCAACACCUUCAAAUAGGUCAUUCAACUUGGUUGCUGCUAGUGAUGUGCUUCUGGAUUCUUCUGUUAUGAAAUACAGCCCUCUUGAUUGUCAGAGACCAGAAUUAUUAAACAAGAAGAUGGUAGAGGGAAAGAUUCUUCUGUGUGGUUACUCCUUCAAUUUUGUUUCCGGUACUGCUUCUAUCAAGAGAGCCUCUGAGACAGCCAGAAGUCUUGGAGCUGCUGGUUUCGUUGUUGCUGUGGAGAAUACCUAUCCAGGAACCAAAUUUGACCCUGCGCCACUAAAUACUCCUGGUAUUCUCAUCACUGAUGCCAGUAAGUCAAAGGAGCUUAUAGACUACUAUAGUAGUGCAACAAAAAGGGAUUGGGCUGGGCGGGCAACGAGUUUCAAAGCAGUAGCUAGCAUAGCCGAUGGUUUGGCUCCAAUUCUUCACAAAUCAGCCCCCCAGGUAGCUUUGUUCUCUUCACGAGGGCCAGAUGUCAAGGAUUUUAGUUUUCAAGAUGCUGAUGUUCUUAAGCCAGAUAUUCUAGCUCCCGGUUCUCUUAUAUGGGCUGCAUGGACUCCAAACGGAACUGAUGAAGCAAAUUAUCUUGGAGAAGGAUUUGCCAUGGUUUCGGGGACCAGUAUGGCUGCACCACACAUUGCUGGGAUCGCAGCGCUAAUAAAGCAGAAGCACCCACGAUGGAGUCCGUCUGCCAUCAAAUCUGCCUUAAUGACAACUAGUACAACAUUAGAUAAAGCAGGCCGACCUCUUCAAGCACAGCAAUAUUCUGGUUCGGAAACAUUAACUCUAGUGCCUGCAACACCAUUUGACUAUGGAAGUGGCGCUGUUGAUCCAAAGGCUGCUCUAGAUCCCGGUCUCAUAUUUGAUGCCUCUUAUGAAGAUUAUAUCAGAUUCUUGUGCUCAGUUCCAGAUGUCGAUCCAAAUGAAAUUCAUAACAUCACAAGUUCAUCUUGCAACACGACACACGGCCGUCCCUCCGAUCUCAACAUCCCUUCCAUCACUGUCUCACACCUCAAAGGAACUCAAACAACAAAAAGAAUAGUCACAAAUGUAGCCGAUACGGAGACUUAUAUUAUCACAACAAGAAUGUCACCAGAAAUUGCAUUAGAAGCCAGCCCUCCGGCAAUGACAGUGACCUCUGGCGCAUCCCGUGAGAUAUCGGUUAGUCUCACAGUCAGGUCAGUGACCGGUAGUUACAGUUUUGGCGAGAUUCUGAUGAAAGGGAACAGAGGACAUAAAGUGAGGAUCCCUGUGGUGGCCAUGGGUUACAACAACUAGGUAACAACACAGUAAGACUAUUGUUUAUAUUAGCAGCAUGCAUGAUAGAUAAAAAUUAAUAAGAUAACAUGCAGUUUAUUAUAAGCAUUUUGGCAUUUUGCAGAUAUGAAAAGUAUUUAAGUCAUGAUUUUGAUGUUAUCAGUACCAAAUUUCUAUAUAUUAAUCUUUCUCUGUUUUACUUGGUAAUUGUUUAAUUGU